AUGACAGGUUCAGAUGAUGUUUGUGUCGACUCCGCUAGAAGAAGAAUAUGUAAAUGCUACAAUCCUCUGAAAUCAACACAUUUUAUAGAAUGCUGCGGAGACAACAUUAUACGGUUAGAAUGGACUGGUGCGACAAUACUCUACGAGCAAAUUAAUGACACAUCAUGUACUCCAUCACAUAGAAAAUCAUCUUGUUUAGUCAAAGGGGAAAAUAAUUUUAGAUUAAAUUAUGAAGAUAAAUUAAAAAUCUAUAACAGUUGUAGUGGAAAGAAACGAUGUAAUGUAAGUGUAAAGCCAUCUACAAAUAUAAAGAUACAAAUUCCGGUGACUUGUGAAGCAGCCAGCGGGUCGAAAAUAAAUGUAAGUUGCCAUGGUUACCAGAAAGAUACAACAGAGACACUCAACACACUUAACUCAACAGAGAAUUCCAAGAUAGUGGACGAAGAUGAAGAUAAAAUCUUUGCCUUCGCCUUUUUAGGAGCUAUUUGUUUCGUUCUGAUUGCCAUCGUCUGUAUCAGAUCUGGAAAUGGAUGGACCGAAACCAAUACCAAAAAAGAGUUGUUAAACGCUGGAAGUAAUAAAGGUGACUCUGCUCAAAUUACCAAUCCCAAUCUCACCUACAAACAAGUUCCGGUGAUGGAUACGAAUGAAGUCAUAAUAUAG
Lottia gigantea (owl limpet) is the source of this 663-nucleotide messenger RNA. RefSeq lists its product as hypothetical. NCBI's taxonomy places the organism in Eukaryota, Metazoa, Mollusca, Gastropoda, Lottiidae. The record is from RefSeq and is a predicted model, not a curated record. The transcript is spliced from 5 exons. Bases 1 to 663 code for a protein of 220 amino acids.